AUGCUCAAACUGGGGUUCGCGGUCCCCACACGUUGGUCCUUUAGGUGUGGCCGGCUGGGGAUGGCCAGCAUCACAGGAGAGGCCAGACUCUCUGUGGACAAAGGGAAAGCAACAAGGGACCAGCAGGAGCAGAGCGAGAAGCAGGAAGAUGCGGAAUCUGAGUACCAGACGGCGGAAGGUUCUGCAAGGGUAAACAGAAACGAGGCUGUGCUGAUCAAUCAUGCCAUUCAGGAGAUCCAACGCAGGCCACUGGAAGUGCCCACAAUAAUUGGAGAUGAGCCGGUGUACACCAUGGAUAAGCAACGGGUCUCUUGCCCUCAUCAACUUAAGAUGAUCCUGGCACAGGUUUACUACGCCAAUCGUAAGCAAAUCGAGACUGCAAUUAAGUCGGCUUUGUCGGCGCAGGGCACUUGGAGUCUGGUACCCAUCGCAGAACGUCUGGCAAUUUGGCGGCGUGCGGCAAACAUCAUCGAGGAGGACGAGUUGCGAUUACGAGUUUUCCUGAUGUUGACCCUAAGCAAAACUGCCGACGAUGCGACGCGGGACAUCAGGCGGCUGCUCAGCUCGCUGAGGGCCAACGCCGACUAUCUGGAACACUUGUCAGAGCUGCGCUUCGAGAUCCAAGGCGAUAUGAAUGUCUUCCCCAGUUUUCACUUACGGCCCAUGGAUGGCUUCGUUGCUGCCUUAGCUCCAUUUGAAUCGGUGGCUUUGUCCGCCAGUUUGGCUCUCUGUCCUGCACUGAUGGGCAACACCGUGCUGUGGAAUCCCUCUUUGGAGGUGGCACCAGCCAGCUUUCUCAUCCACCGCGCAUUUCAGGAAGCUGGUCUGCCCAGCGGAGUGGUCAAUUUUGUGCCCGCCAACGAGCGUCUGUUCCUGGACACUAUCACGGAUGCCGUACAUUUUGCCGGAUUGAAUUCCCAAGGCAGUGCGGCUGGUUACAGGCAUGUGCACAAGCUGGUGAGCGACAGGAUGGAGCGGUACAUCUGCUUUCCCCGUCUGGUGGCCGAGUGUCCGGGUCAGAACUUUCAUUUUGUCCAUGCCAGCGCAAAGGUGGAGUCCGUGGUCUCUGCUACCAUGCAGGCGGCCUUCGGAUUCGCCGGGCAGUAUGCCAACUCGUUGUCUCGCAUGUACGUGCCCUCAUCUCUGUGGCCGCGAGUCCAGGCAGAUUUGCUAGAGGCCACGGAGCAGCUGAUCAUAGGAGAUCCAGUCCAGCUGGAAACGGAUAUGGGGGCGAUUGUCAAUGUGGACGGAUUCCACCGGAUGCAGAAACUUCUGGAGCGCACUAAGAACAUGGAUCAGUUGUGCGGAGGCUUUUGCGACGACAGCAUUGGUAGGUUCGUUCAACCUACGAUCAUCAGGGUGACGGAUCCACUGGAUUCGCUGUUGUGCGAGCCCUGCAGCGGACCCUUCUUGCCGGUGUUUGUCUAUGCAGACGAUUCCUUUGGGGAGGCACUUAAGCUGGCCGCUAACCAGUCCAGGUAUGCGCUCUCCGGAUCUAUAUUCGCCAGUCGGGAUGAGGUGAUCCUCCACUGCCUCAACCAACUGCGCAUGUCCGCCAGCAACCUUUACGUGAACGAGCGAUGUACUGGCAGCAAUUAUGGAUUGACUCCGUUUGGUGGCAAUCGCCUGUCCGGGACGAACGACAAGUCCGGAUCUGCUUACUUUCUCAUGCGGUGGAGCUCGCCACUACUCAUCGAGGAGACGGUGGAGGGGCCAGCUCCGUCACAGGGAUCCAAAAAGUUUCCCUAAGCUUGCCGAUGGGUUAGGGAUAAUUUAAAAACUAUAAUAAAACUGUUCUUCAACAAAGAUAAAGUAUUAUCGUAGUUUGCGCAAGUUACUUCAAAAAUAACGGAAAGAAUCGUCAUGCAGGUGGAAUCAUUUCGAAUUUUUUCUUCACACUG
This is a messenger RNA of Drosophila rhopaloa, 1901 nucleotides long. Its product is annotated as delta-1-pyrroline-5-carboxylate dehydrogenase, mitochondrial. NCBI's taxonomy places the organism in Eukaryota, Metazoa, Arthropoda, Insecta, Diptera, Drosophilidae. Gene Ontology annotation, cellular component: mitochondrial matrix. Gene Ontology annotation, molecular function: L-glutamate gamma-semialdehyde dehydrogenase (NAD+) activity. The transcript has a single exon. The coding region runs from base 1 to 1749 and encodes 582 amino acids. The record is from RefSeq and is a predicted model, not a curated record.